AUGGAGCUGCUGUGCGGGCCGGGGUCGGGGCGCGCACGCGCGGAGGGCGGGCCGCUGGCGGAGCGCGCGCUGCGGAACCUGCUGUCGGCCGAGGAGCGCUACCUGCCGCCCCGCGCCCGCGCGCCCCGCCUCCGCCCGCACGCGCGCCGCGCCCUGGCCGCCUGGAUGCUCGAGGUCUGUGAGGAGCAGAAGUGCGAGGAAGAGGUCUUCUCCUUGGCCAUGAACUACCUGGACCGCUUCCUGGCGGGGGUCCCCACCCUCAAGGCCCACCUGCAGCUGCUGGGGGCCGUGUGUAUGUUCCUGGCCUCCAAGCUAAAGGGGAGCAGCCCGCUGACGGCCGAGAAGCUGUGCGUCUACACCGACAACGCCGUGACCCCCCACGAACUCCUGGAGUGGGAGCUGGUGGUGCUGGGGAAGCUGAAGUGGAACUUGGCGGCCGUCACCCCACACGACUUCGUGGAGCACAUUCUCCGGAAGCUUCCCCAGCAGCCCGAGACGCUGCCUCGCAUCCGCAAGCACGUGCAGACCUUCAUCGCGCUGUGUGCCACGG
This is a messenger RNA of Dipodomys spectabilis (banner-tailed kangaroo rat), 550 nucleotides long. RefSeq names its product G1/S-specific cyclin-D2-like. Gene Ontology annotation, molecular function: cyclin-dependent protein serine/threonine kinase regulator activity. The record is from RefSeq and is a predicted model, not a curated record. Gene Ontology annotation, biological process: positive regulation of G1/S transition of mitotic cell cycle; mitotic cell cycle phase transition; regulation of cyclin-dependent protein serine/threonine kinase activity. Gene Ontology annotation, cellular component: cyclin-dependent protein kinase holoenzyme complex; cytoplasm; nucleus. NCBI's taxonomy places the organism in Eukaryota, Metazoa, Chordata, Mammalia, Rodentia, Heteromyidae. The annotation marks the transcript as partial. The transcript has 3 exons.